Molecule: messenger RNA, 561 nt
Organism: Galeopterus variegatus (Sunda flying lemur)
Lineage: Eukaryota; Metazoa; Chordata; Mammalia; Dermoptera; Cynocephalidae
Product: myosin IC heavy chain-like
Exons: 2
Coding region: 1-561 (186 amino acids)
Source: RefSeq, a predicted model, not a curated record
AUGACGGCUGAGCCGGUCGAGCGUCGCGUGGCUGCAGGCGAAGGCGGGGCAACUCGCGGUAAAAUCCGAGGACCAGGGGCUAGCGGCAGUGACCGCGAGGGACCUCCAGGCAGCCGAGCCGUGACCAGAGGGAAGAGCCCGCAGCAGCGUGAGCGUCUCGGCUCGUGCUCUCGCAGUCGGGGCAGAGCGCGUGCGCUGCCCCCAGCGGCCGGGCGCAUCCUCAUGACGCCAUCAGCGCACGCCGCUUUGACUUCCGGGCGCGAGCUUCGCCAAAAUAGGCCCCGGGAAGCUUCCGUCUCCGGACCUCCGUGGCCGGGAGCUGAGGGAGGCCCUUGUGGUCUGCGGCCAUGGCCCUCGCCGCUCACCAGAAGCGACCCUUCUCCUGGCCCUGGCGUGACCUGGUCCGACCCGCAGGAUAAGCCCUCGUAUCACGAUCGCGAGCAUUUCCCCCCAUUACAACCCCGGGGGAGUCUGCGGGCACCGAGAGGAGGGGCUGACUCGCCAGGGUCAUCGGCAGCGGCGGUGGGGGGAGGGGACUCCGAUGUGCGGUCAAGUGUGUAG